AAGAAGACCGGCAUGCUCACCGGCCUUUCUCGAAUCUCUGCAUUUCUGCAUUUUGUUACAUAAAAUCUAUAGAGCCUUGGCCUAUGUAGUACUAGGCUAUGAUGACCCCCCUUUUCUUCUUAUACCCGUGGACCGUGGUUCAAGGUUUCAUCUUGGGGCCUCUAUCCGCAGGGUUCAUACGUCAAGGUUGUAUAUACAGCGAGUAUAUGUAGUGCUGGUGGUGCCUUACCACGUUUCCGUGGUUGUCUUUUCUUAACUGCUCUUUGUUCUUGCUCAGUAGUCUGGCGUGGGCAUGUUACCUAAACAUUUAAGCUUUUCUUUAAACGUCUGAGUGUUGCUAAGUCUUGCAGGGAACGUCAUUACCAGGCAGGCUAUAUCGAUUAUUUUACCACCUAUAUCCAACGAAUACUCUUGGAUCCCGGAAGUUCAAAUUACAACGAUUACGGUCUCCGUGACGAAAGGCUUAGUUAGGUAUUUAUCUCGCACUACUAGGUACUUGUGCAAACAGCAGUCGAUAAUAUGGGCUCUGCUUCUCAAGGAACUUAUGUCCUCCCUGAGGCUACGGCUCCCUCGCUGGUCCUCGCACAUCCAACUGAUACCGAGAAACGCCGAACCUGGACUCUCAACCACAGAGAAUGGGGUGGUGCUCUAACUCUCGAGGAGUACCUCAAACGAGAGCCGUACCUAACCACCAUUCCCUUAACACGCGACGGCGGUAUGACACACUGGAUCCUCACAGACUCAUCUUGGUCGGCAGAUAGCGGGGGAAACCGUCCGGUUCUCGCGUCAUGCGAGUCUAUUAGAAAGCGUGUGUUAAUUGCUUCCCCAAGCGAUAACACAGUACACGAUGGCGUAGGCCACGGUAUCGGGUCCGUCUUCACGUAUCCCGAAUUCCGCGGGAACCGGUACGCAGCGCGUAUGCUCAACGAGCUAGGUCCCGCGCUGAGGAAAUGGCAAUCUCACGGCCGUGACGCCGUGUGCUCAGCUCUUUGGUCGGAUAUUGGCAAGGCAUACUACGCGAAAAAGGGCUGGGCCGUAUUUCCCAGCCUACACGUCGAAUUCCCAGUAUCCACCAACCGGACUGAAGAAAGCGGGAAGGACAAAGUCUCGCCCAUAACAUACGAUAACCUAGAACCCCUCUGCCAACGAGACGAGCAGCUCUUAAAAGAAAAGCUCCUACGCACAGCGCAAAAAACAAACCGCACAAGCGUAGCCUUCGCCCCCGACCACGAUACCCUACGGUGGCAUCUCUACAGGGACGACUUCAUCGCCUCCAUCCUCUUCAAAUCAACCCCGUCGCCGCCACCACCACAAGAAACCUUCACCAGAGGCGCCCUAGCCGGUCCCGAAGGCCGCCGUGUCUGGGCCGUCUGGUCGCGGAACUACUACGGCGGCAGCAGCAGCGGCAGCGGCGCCCCGGCUGACAAUGUCGAUAAAAACACGCUGUACAUACUGCGGCUAGUCAUCGAGCCUGAAUCCUCAGAAGCAGAAAACGAGGAGAAUCCGAGCGAGGAUAUACGGGAGGCGUUUACGGCUGUGAUGCAAGCUGCCCUACGAGAGGCUUCCCGCUGGCACCUGGGGAAAGUCGAUUUGUGGAAUCCGUCACCGACUAUUAGGAAAUUGAUCGAUAGCGGCGGAUUACAGCACCGUUGGGUAGAAAGGGAUGAGGAUAGCAUACCGAGCAUGAUGUGGUACGGAGACGAGGAUGUCCGUAAUAUCGAGUGGGUUGCGAAUGAGAAGUACUGCUGGUGUUGAGAAAUACGAUAUGAUACGAGACGGGAGUAGGGUCCAAAGAAUGAAGAAACAGAACAGCACAAUUAGAGCGAAGAGGGAGCAUGCAGAGAGCUUGGGUUAGAAUGAAUUCAUUAAAUAUUGGCAACGGCUAUCUGGGGUAUCUAUAGAAACUUGCUCCGAGCAGACUUGGGACAGGGGUAUCGUUAUAGGGGAUGGCUAGAGUUGUCUUUCCAGUCAACACGGAUGUGGAUAGACUAGGUAGCUUCUCGAUCGUCGGCUCCCUAUAACUAAGCCUGUCGGCCGGCCAUGUUAGGAUAUAGGCAACUGCGUCCUGCUAUAACCUCGGCCGUCUGAUCGGAAAGGUUGAAUAGAAGAAAGAAGAAGGCUCUCUAGUAGAGAAUAAAU
This is a messenger RNA of Daldinia loculata, 2139 nucleotides long. RefSeq lists its product as uncharacterized. Lineage: Eukaryota; Fungi; Ascomycota; Sordariomycetes; Xylariales; Hypoxylaceae. The transcript is spliced from 2 exons. The record is from RefSeq and is a predicted model, not a curated record. Bases 520 to 1755 code for a protein of 411 amino acids.